GCGGUCCACAAUAGCGCACGCUUUCUCAUGCUGUCUAUGGUUCCAGGAGAUUCUUGUCCCCCCUUCUCCUGCAGGUGCAGAGGUAGACCUUGCAGAGAGGUCUGUUCCCCGUUGGAUUUUCCCGUCACGGCAUCUGUCUGAAUUACAUUACCCUAAUGCUUACUUCAAAAGAGAAGCAAGGAAUGCAAGAGCUACUCGAACUACUUCCUCCUGAUGAUCUACUCAGUUUGACAAGGACGGCCACUGGAUGUGUCGUCCCAGAAACCGUCACAGAGGCAAUAGAUGCCAUCAUCCUUGCCACAGAUCAGCCACUGAAGUUGUUGAGGCGGCAAAAGAUCACUUAUAAGCUCCUCCUGACUUACUUGUUGAAGAUGGGAAUCCCAUUUGAUGCCACAGGAGGAAAGGUUCCAUUAAUUUUUGCCAUCCUCAAAUAUUGGGGAUCUGAUACGAGGGAUAGUGAGGCUGAUGAACAGCUUUCAAGGGGAGAUGAAGAGCCUGCAGCUCAAGCAGUUGAUCCCAUAGAUUCUGGCACUCAACAUGGGGGUGAGCCUCCUGAUGUAAGAGAAUUUGCUUCAGCCUUUGCUCAAUGGUACUAUGACCUUUUGAAUGGAACUGUGGCAAGGAAGCUGUCUGUCCUGGCAGAACAAAAAUCUCCUCUGACACUCACAUUGCACCCAUUGGAGGAAUUUGGGAAGCAACAUUUCUUUGAUGAUGCCAGCAUGAGACUGCGAGUUUUUGACCAGUCAGAUAAUCUUGUGCACCAGGAAGAAUGCUAUGGGUGUGAGCAGGUUUCAGCUUGCCUUCUAAAUGCAGUUGUGUCUCAUAAUCUUCUAAUGAAUCCAAAUAUGAGCCCAGGGGGAAUUGGAGGUGCUCAGAGCCCUCAUGGACUCAUCAAAGUCAUGUGCUGUGGCACACUCCAAACAAGUGGAAGAGUUUGUGGAAUCUUUGAGCAAAUCUUUGGCUUGGUUCGAGAUAUCCUGGCAGGGAACAGUUGGAAGAUAAAGUCAACAGAGUUGACCAUGAAGAGUCAGUCUGCUCCUUCAGCAUCUUCACUCCCCCAAAAAUCCCAGUUGCCUUCUCUACCUUCUCAUUGAGAUGUAUCUUAGUUCAGUGAUUGAAUUGAUGAAACUUCUGGUCAUUUUUAAGUGGAGUGAAGUGGUUGGAGUGAAAUUAGGCUCUGUCAAAUAUCUCUUGUCAUGAGUGUGGGGAGUGUGAGUCUACAUGGGGUGCAUUCUUGUUUAGCUCAUGGUAAUUCCUUGAGGAGAUGCUGACCAGGCCUUAUCUCCCAUAUAUAGCAAUGGCAUAAAGGUGGUAUGUUUGAGCUGAUAAAAAAAAAAUUCCAAGAAGAUAUAGACAUUUACUAUUUGCAUGUGGCCAUGCAUUGUGUGAGUUUGGUUAUAUUCAGUUAUUUUGUUAUGGAAAAACAAAGAAUUUAGGCCUACUGAUGCACUUUUGCCUUAUUUUUCGGAGAAUCAAUUCUUUGAUUUCCAGUCAUAAGCUUCUCUUUUUGUGUCACUGGAGUCAAAUGUUGCACAUGAUU
Darwinula stevensoni is the source of this 1540-nucleotide messenger RNA. Lineage: Eukaryota; Metazoa; Arthropoda; Ostracoda; Podocopida; Darwinulidae. The record is from the annotation of a GenBank genome assembly.